AUGGUUGGUUCGAACGAAUUUAAGUGGGUGCCCACACAGGGUCUACAAAGAGCAAUAGUUAUUAAAUCCUUCUUGCCUUUGAAAAAACAUCCUGAACUGGUUACUGUCAGUGAUCACAUCUUGAACCUGUAUGCGGGUGAUGAACUGUACGUUUUUGAGACUACAAAGGAUGGUAAGUGGUUAAGGGCUUACUUAUGCUGGGUUCCUUUGCCGGAAUCCUACAUUUCACUAAUGGAUGGUAUUCCACAGGUGGGGAGUAAAUUGGUUGUAGUGCCUCGCAGGUUCGUUAGGUUUAGUACUAAUUUACUGAUCCCACCAACUCCUUUUUUAAAAUUACCACAAGCAAAGGAUUUUGAAGCUGAUGUGGAUUCGGAUUGUUCAGCACCUUCACUAUAUGAAAGUGGAUCUUCAAAGAAGUAUACUGAUAGGGAUGAACCACAUGACAAACCGUCCAGACCACCAUUUCCGUUCUUCAGACAUCAAGAGAGCAGUCUUGUUGAUGAAUUCAGCGCGGCACAAGGGUUAUUAUCAUCUCAUAUCUACAGAAUGUAUUCCUUGGGUGAAUUCGAAGUUUUCCGUAAUAUGAUUAGUCUUUAUCAUCAGUUGGAUUCAUUAACACUAAGGUUGAGGUUUAGUCUACUUACGCAGACUGAACGCACGAAAGUUAUUAGAUCAGCAAGCGCGCUUUUAACCAAUAUUAGUAAAUUGAUAUCAAGUAGGGGUAAAUCAAAUCAAUCUAAUGGUGGAAACGAUCAAAAUGCCUUUACAUUUAAUCCUCAAAAAUCAGAUUCUGCUGGCUAUGAAAGUGUUUUUGGUCGUGAUGUGGAUACUGGUCAGCUUUUAUCGUAUGAUACAAGUAGUGUACAGGAAUUAAUGGUUACUACGAUGUUACAAGGAUUAUGUAAGAAUUUCCCAGUGGCUAGCAGAGAUAUCUACAAUCUAGAUGUCCCACCCAAUCCGCUUUUCAAUUCAAGUCAAUCUCAUAUUAUGGUCGAUGUUAAUGAUGUUACCAGUGAUGCAAGUAUUGGGAACCCAAUGUUUGACAACUUAACAGCAUCAAUGUAUCUAAGCACAAAGAAAGAAGUGUUAACUGAACCUUUUACUGUUAAUAUCGAUUCAGAACAUAUAUUGAGUUUAAACAAUAUUUCCGCCGCUCUUUUCAAAAAUAUUCCAGAUUCAAAGAUUCAAAGGAGUAACAUUUAUUUGGUUGUAGUUCUUACAGAAAGAAUAGCAAUUAAUACUUUGGAACCAGAUUCCGAUGCAAAGGUCCCUCAAACCCCACCUUUCAUUCCAUUUAGUGCACAGACAAGUGGUGCAAGUCUGGGAGUUGUAACUAGAGGAGUGGCUGCAGGUGCGGUAGAUAUAUCUAGAGUUUUCGCCAAAUAUAACAACUCUUUUACACCAACAGGCAACUCCUACAAAUUUAAGGUUUAUUUGUUCGGAUCUUACCACAAGAGACCAACAGACGAUGAAAUGCAAUCAUCUACAUCAGAGGGUAAUAACAAUAGUAGUAACAGUGAAACCGGUUGGGGUGUUCUUACAGAUAAAAUUUUAUCGAAUUCAUUGGAGGGUGUUGCUGUUAAUCGGAGAGCCACCUCGUUAUCUGUUUCUGUGAAGGAGAUUAGUGGUAAAAAUGCAGCUCAAAGAUCUAUAGGAACAUCCAACGCUGCCAUUAAAUCGGUUCCUACUCAUUUUUACGAUAUUAUCUCACAGGCAAGGGAAAGGAUUUAUUUGCAAUUAGGUAAAGUAUCAUUCCCUUCCAUUCCAGCAAGUGCAACGAAUGUUAAAAACAUUACUAUUCAAAUUUCUUCCAAUAAUAGAGGUGUUUUCUUUAGUAGAACUGCUAACGAAGCACUUUUUUACAGAUGGCAAUUCGUUUCAGUGGAACCAGAUGAAUCCAUUGGUGAUUCUGUUAGAAUACAUGGAUUGGAAAACAUGAGAGAUGAUGAAAUUAUUAAGGUUUCUGCAUAUCUAAACGGUGUACUCAUGGCUAAAACUCAUCUACCCAUUAAGAAGCACAAUCGUAUUGUGGAGUACAAGAAAUUCUCUAAUAUUCAAUUACUGAAUCCAGAAAAGGAACCAUUACUGAAUUUAGAGGUUUACUCAGAGUACUUCGGUUACAAAUAUAACAUGGACCCUAGGUUACAAAAAUUCUUGAACGUUCAAUCGUACUACAAAUCUGAUAAUGUUGCAUUCCAACAAGAUUGUCAAAAUGCCUUUGCUGGUUUGAAAACAGUCAGUUUAGAUCAACUUCAAAAGUAUUUUGCCAAAGUUUUACAAAAUUUUGCUGAUUUAUUCUACCUUUUUGAAAUUUCUAGAAGGAAGCAAUUUCCUGAAGAACUUUGUUCCAAAACAUUUGCUAGCUUCGUUGAUUUUAUCGAUAAGAUUCUUACUCAUAAUGAUAGCUUCAGGUACAGCUUUAACAAGUUUUACAAAAAAUUAUUAAGAACAUCAAGCGUCUCUCCAAAUGUUGGAUGUGUCAUCUUAGAGAACAUGGCAAAAGUAUUUUCUAAAGGUCAUGACACUUGGGAUGCCGUUGGGAGUGCCGUUGCACGUAACUCUGUGUAUUUACUGAUGUUAUCAGUGGUGUUCUCAAGAGGAAUGGAUGCCAAAUGGAAGGAAUCCUUUGAAGGGUUCUUUUCACAAAUCUGUGAAUAUAUGACAGAUACUUCAGAUAAAACAAUUAACGAUCAGACUUCACUUUUAGAACAAUAUGAUCUUUGGUUAGAUUUCCUAAUGUUGUACUAUCCCCCUGAAGAAAUAGUGCAAUUUACUUUAGCAUUAAUGCAAAGUUGUAGAAAUAAAGAAGAUAAUUUGGAAUUUGGGUCCAAGAAAUUAACUGCAAAACAAGAGAAAUAUGCAAAUGCAAAAUUUUCACUGCUUCGUCGUAUUUUAGUUCACCUUUCACUACAUGAUUAUCUUUUUGUAACCGGUGUUACUCAAAGAUUAAGGUUGAUCUUCCUCACCAAAUGUAUUGAUUGGACUUUACAACCAUAUGCUGUGGAAAUCAUCCAAAUGAAUCCAGCAAGAUUGGCACAUGGUGUUCUCCUAACAAUUGUGGAAAAUGCUCGUGAUAGAAUGCUCCAAAGGAACAUUUUAAGAUUAUUACCUACCUUGUGCAAAGUAUUCUUGAGUGCUAGAAAAUAUUGUCUAGAUAACAAUAUGUUCAAACCAAAGAUCACUUUCACAGAAUUGUUCCCCAUAACAUUACCGGUUACCAUACAGUCAAUGGAUUCUUUGAUUAAGAAGGAAGUCGUUGUAGAACCACUUCUUGAAAUCAUAACAAUAGUUUGUGAGAUUCUUAAGACGGCGGAAAAGUUAUAUGGACCUAACCCAUCCUUUAGUGAGGUACUCGAAGAGUGUAAGGGUAAGGAGCUUCAAUCGAAAUAUUUCUCACAAAAUAUAUCUGCAUUGGAUGUUUUCACCUUGUACCAUGUUGUGGGAAUUGCAUUGAAGGGUGGGUUUUUCCCAUCUAAGAGGUGGCUAGGUAUAUCUGCUAUGAUUAUGAGAAGUUUGAUGACUUUGUUAGCCAUGUACAAAGAUUGUAUGGUAAGGGAAAAUAUUGGAGGUCCUGUUGAUAAAAACGAUUUGAAAGUGUGGUCCGCAUAUUUGAAGUCAGUCUGCAUGGUCGCCAACCACAAAACUACAUUUUUAAUAAAAAUGGCAAUUUUACCUAGAAAGGCGGUAUAUUUAAUCACUGGUGAUUGCAAUAAACGUGCUGCUGAACUACUAAAUUUUGGAUGGAACUCCAUCGCGGAUUCAGAGUAUAAUCAAGUAUGCGCUAAACGUUUUGGGUUUGGUAGGAUUGGUAUCAACCAAUUAGCACUUCUUCAAGAUAAUGCAUCAUUGAUUAGUGAAAUGAUAUUAUUUGGGGCUCAUGACCACUAUCGUGCUGUCGUGGUUAGUACUAGAAUUUUAUGGCAUGCUAUGAUCAACGUUUGGAUGGAAUAUGGUGCGUUGAAGCCAAUUUUAGAUGCCACUCUUCCUGAAUUGUACAAUUACUACAAUUCCGGUAGAUUACGACUAACUGAUGAAGAGUUAAACAAGUUGAAAUUGAGUUUGUUGUACACUAUUCAUGUGAGCCCUCAGGAUAAAAGCUACAACUCCCUUCUAAUUGCUAGUGACGAAGUAUUCACCUUUUUGCAACUUAUUGCAGAUGUGGAUAAGAUUCCUGACGACGAAGAAUUUGACGAUGAUCGGACCGCCGUUCACAUGGAAAUGUUUGGAUAUCUGAUGGAUGCAAAUAGCCCAGACCUUUACCACAAGAUGAUUUACCAUCUUUUCAUUCAGUCUACAAAGAAAAAAGACUAUGUGCAAGCUGCAUUAAGUUUAGAGUUGUUGGCCAAUACAUUUGAUUGGAAUCCAAAUGAUUGGUUACCUGCCGUUUCUCAUCCACCUAUGAGAGAACAAUCAUCAUUUGAAAGGAAAGAAUACUUGUACAAAGAGGCUGCUAAUAAUUUUACCAAAGGUUUGAAAUUAGAGAAGGCCUUAUCUCUCUACAAAGAUUUGACCAAUGCUUAUGAUCAAAUCAAUUACGAUUUAAGUGGGUUGGCAUUUGUUCACAAUGAGAUUUCGAGCCUUUACACUAGCAUGCAAACCGUAGAUAGGUUGGUACCUUCCUUUUUCAAAGUUACCUUUGCUGGAUUGGGAUUCCCUAUAUCAUUGAGAAAUAAGAUGUUCAUCUUCGAAGGUAUGCCCUUUGAGCAUAUCACAAGCAUGUGCAAUAGACUUUUAAAAAUGCACCAUGGUUCUUCUAUCAUACAAAAAUUCGAAGAAUUAGAGGAAUUAACCAUGAAACCCAAAAUGGGUAAGUUCAUGCACGUAUCCAGUGUGGAACCUCAAUUUGAAAUGUCAAACGAAUUCCAAAGCAAUAAAGAUAAGAAAAGCAAAUUUAAUUACAAAACAUGGCUAUACAUUGAAAACAGGAACAUGAAGACAUUUUCCAGUUCGAGAAAGCUACCAGGUGGUACUAGUGUCACUGAUCUUUGGGUUGACGAAUACACUUAUGAGACUGUAUCAACUUUCCCCACAUUAAUGAAUCGUUCUGAAGUUCGUAAUGUGAGAAAGACUAAGUUAUCACCAUUGGAAAACGCCCUCAGAUCCCUACGUAUUAAAGUACAGGAACUUAGUGGGUUGUCCGAUAUGUGUUAUAGAGUAGUCAGAGGUCAAGAUGAUCAAGGCGUAUGGUUUAACGAACUGUCUAGAAAUCUUUCGGGUACGAUUGAUGCUCCUGUCAACGGUGGUAUGACCCAAUACAGAGAAUUUCUCGAAGAACCGCACGCAUCUCAAUCUACCACUGCUGAUCUGAACAGUCUCACCAAGGCGUUUAGUGAUCUAGCUCUAGUUCUAGCACACUGCCUAAACGUUCACAGGGAUAUGCUACCGUCAGAGCAAUUGAGAGACUCUCAUAACAUGUUGGUACAACUUUUCAAAAAAAAUUUCUCCCCAGAGAUUAAGAGCAACAGCAUCAAUUGCGAAACUGCCAGCGUUAUUAGUACCCAAUCACCAAGCGCCUCGUCAUACCGUUCUAAAAGUAAUCCAUUUGUGGACUCUGUGAACGAAUCUCGGAUGGAUUACAAUGACGAAGCAUCAGACGCUGGAAGUGAUAUACAAAUCAAAUCCAUAGCGUCUUCUAGGUUAACAUGGACCUCCAACAGCAGCCCAUCAGCAAAUGGAUUCAGGAAAAAAUCCCCUCAAAAAUGGUGA
This is a messenger RNA of Zygosaccharomyces rouxii, 5706 nucleotides long. It is a transcript of the gene DCK1, whose product is annotated as guanine nucleotide exchange factor DCK1. Gene Ontology annotation, cellular component: plasma membrane; cytoplasm. The coding region runs from base 1 to 5706 and encodes 1901 amino acids. The record is from RefSeq and is a predicted model, not a curated record. Gene Ontology annotation, biological process: small GTPase-mediated signal transduction. The transcript has a single exon. Gene Ontology annotation, molecular function: small GTPase binding; guanyl-nucleotide exchange factor activity. Lineage: Eukaryota; Fungi; Ascomycota; Saccharomycetes; Saccharomycetales; Saccharomycetaceae.